Messenger RNA from Nymphaea colorata (pocket water lily), 2044 nucleotides. Its product is annotated as MDIS1-interacting receptor like kinase 2-like. The record is from RefSeq and is a predicted model, not a curated record. The transcript has 2 exons. NCBI's taxonomy places the organism in Eukaryota, Viridiplantae, Streptophyta, Magnoliopsida, Nymphaeales, Nymphaeaceae. Bases 328 to 1917 code for a protein of 529 amino acids. Gene Ontology annotation, biological process: protein phosphorylation. Gene Ontology annotation, molecular function: ATP binding; protein kinase activity; protein binding.
GAAAGCUUGAGGAAUUGUACAAGCUUAUACAAACUCACUUUAAGUGGGAACCAACUUAGUGGUAACAUUUCAGAGGCAUUUGGAUCAUAUCCGAACCUGUUGCGCAUUGACAUAAGCAACAAUCAACUAACAGGAGAGCUCUCGCCGAGCUGGAGUGGAUGUCACAGUCUUCAACGGUUGGAUUUCUCUAAUAACCACAUCAUCGGCAAGAUUCCAGGUUCAAUUUCUCAACUGGCACGAUUGGGGCUAAUAAAUAUUUCUACCAAUUACAUAACAGGAGAGAUUCCAAGAGGAAUAGGGGAACUUUCGUUCUUGCAAUAUAUAGAUAUGAGUAACAAUCAUAUUUCUGGUGGCAUACCAUCAGAGAUUGGAAUGUUAAAAAAUUUGCAGUAUUUGGAUUUGUCAUCAAACAACCUUAGCGGACCAAUACCUGAAGAGCUUGGGAAUUCUACUACGUUGAUUCGAUUGAAGCUGAGUAAAAAUACCUUGAACGGAAAAAUUCCUUCUCAGUUGGGGAACUUGGCAGGACUAUCUAUGCUGCUAGAUCUUAGCCGUAACAUGCUAACAGGGACAAUACCAGACCAACUUGGGAAGUUAAAUCAUCUGGAGAAGCUCAAUCUUUCCCAUAACAAGCUCAUAGGUACAAUCCCAUCAUCUUUGGCAGGAAUGGUUAGUUUGACUUCAGUUGAUUUGUCCUUUAACAGUCUCAUAGGUCCUCUCCCAAACAACUCUGCCUUCCUGAAUGCUUCGGUAGAGUCAUUUAUAGGCAAUCUUGGCUUAUGUGGAGGAGUUAACUUGCGUCCAUGCAAGCCUCCAAAAGAUGUUAUACACCAAAAGAAAAGUCAAACAUUGGAGGCGAUUGUUACUCCAGUUGCUGCAGUCCUCAUUCUUCUGUUCCUGGUUACUGGAACUUGCAAGAUCUGUCAAAAAACAAAAUUGAGAAGGCGAAACAAGAGCAGAAUCAUUGUUGAAACAAGCCAAGGAAAUGAUUUUUUCUCCAUAUGGAACUAUGACGGUAAACUUGCUUAUGAGGAUAUUGUCAAUGCUACAAAGAAUUUCAGUGAUGACUAUGUUGUUGGUACAGGAGGUCAUGGUAGCGUCUACAAAGUUGAACUCCCCACAGGUCAAAUAGUGGCAGUCAAGAAGUUCAAUCAACAGGGUAGUGAUACGUUGACAGACUUCGGCUUCAGAAAUGAGAUUAUAGCAUUGACAGAAGUCCGCCAUAGAAACAUAGUCAAGCUCUAUGGGUUCUGUAAGCAUCCUCACUGCUCAUUCUUAGUGUAUGAAUAUGUAGAGAGGGGAAGCGUGGCAAACAUACUAAGCAGCAAUGAAGAGGCUGGAGGAUUAGAUUGGGAAAAGAGGGUGAAUAUCAUAACUGGUGUUGCAGAUGCUUUGUCAUAUAUGCAUCAUGAUCAUUCAAUUCCAAUAAUCCACCGUGACAUCUCCAGCAAGAACAUUUUGUUAUAUCCAGAUUUUGUUGCAUGUGUUUCUGAUUUUGGAACGGCAAGAUUACUAAACCCAAAUUCAUCCAACUGGACUAGGCGUGUAGGUACGCAUGGCUACAUGGCUCCAGAGUUGGCAUACACCAUGAGAGUGACAAAGAAAUGUGAUGUCUAUAGCUUUGGAGUGCUAGCACUUGAAGUUCUGAUGGGAAGGCAUCCUGGGGAGCAACUAUCAUCUUUUGCGGUUCUCACAGAGCAAGAGAUGGAUGUAAAGCUCUGGGAUAUGUUGGACCAACGUAUAUCAGCUCCAAUGGACCAAGAAGCAGAGAAAGUGCUUUUUGUAGCCAAACUUGCUGUCAUGUGCACAUAUGUGAAUCCAGAAACACGGCCUACAAUGCGUGCUGUUUCUCGGCAUCUUUCCAGUACUCAUAAAAAAGGUCUUUUCUUCUUCAAUCUCUUCGAAGACAGUCUGUAAAAAAUGCGACGCAUCAUGAUGAUGAUCUAGAAGCGCAAGUACUGCUUCGAUGUACAAAAUCAUAAAGUGCCAUUUGAAUAAAGCUGCUGGUUGGCGAUGCAUAAGCUUGUAUAAGGUUUUAGCUGGA